CGGAUGAUCCACAAAUGGGGUUGAAUCAGUCGGAGGAGUGUUUCUUUCUUGUGGAUCCAGAGUUCCAUAAUGUUCAAUACCGCUAUUCCACCAACUUUGCAACGAGUAUCAUCAGCGGCAUAUUUUCUCCCGUUGCUGUCACCGCAAAUUUCGUCGUUCUUUAUGUAAUUUUCCGCGCUGCAUGGCUUCGAGAUCCUUCCAACCUACUCUUGGCCUGCUUGGCCGCCUGUGAUAUGCUGAUCGGUGUUAUUGUCCAGCCCAGCUAUGUCUCAUUCCGGCUGAGUGAAAACAGAGACCAUUUCGUGCCAUGCUUUGUAAGAAUAAUCUAUUCGACGUCAUUUUUUAUCUGUUACGGAGUGUCUUUUCUGACGCUUAAUUCAAUAAGCUGCGAACGCUACAUCGCCUUGACAAUUCAUCUUCGCUACAAAGCCAUCGUUACCAAACGUCGCCUACUACUAGUCGCCGCUGUAAUAUGGGUCUUAAACGCCUCACUGACUUGCCUUCAAUUUGCUGGCAUCAACGACAUCGUGAGAACAAUUCAUUUAACAAUCUGGUUUGUAUGCUUGUUCACUUCAGGUCUACUGCAGUUUAAAAUCGUCGGGAUCGUUCGUAAGCAUCACGAUCAAAUCCGACGACAAGAACACCAGUUUAACUUGAACGCGAAUAGUUACCGACGCCAGUUAAAACUUGCUACCAGUAUAGCUUAUAUCGUAGGGAUUUAUAUUUUUCUUAACCUUCCAGUUCUUGUAGUAACGACCUACCACCAAAUAGUGAGAGGAAAUUUGAGUACCCUGAAUUAUUACAGCUGGGCAGAGACGGUUGCUCUUUUGAAUUCGUCUCUAAAUCCUUUUAUUUGUUGCUGGCGGAGUCGAAAUAUAAGGAAGGCAAUUUUUAAACUCGUGGCAACAUGGAUAACAUGUAAAACUUCCAGCAAGGGAGGAGAUGAAGAUAUUGUCUAUAACGGUGUAAAAAAUUCAAGAAAGUAUGAAUUUGGUUGUCAUCUGAAUAUGAAGCCACUUCGACUUUAAGAGAUCAAAUGUGAAUUAGGAAGAUAAACUGCAAAAAAUUCAUAGCGACAUCUUGAAUUGUUUUUAUUCAUACAAAAAAGAAAAAAGUUCAAAAAGGAACCUCUAAAAUGGUAAAUAUUGCAAAGUGUUAACCGUUUAUGUACAAAGGACAUUCUUUUAAAACAAACAACUCUACUUGUUUAGAUUAAUAUGUUUACUUACACUGACCGGUGUAUUUGUUUAUGGAAUUGUAUUUAGGAAUAAAUUUUAUUUGAAUUUUA
Messenger RNA from Pocillopora damicornis (cauliflower coral), 1288 nucleotides. Its product is annotated as adenosine receptor A2b-like. Gene Ontology annotation, cellular component: membrane. Gene Ontology annotation, biological process: G protein-coupled receptor signaling pathway. Gene Ontology annotation, molecular function: G protein-coupled receptor activity. NCBI's taxonomy places the organism in Eukaryota, Metazoa, Cnidaria, Anthozoa, Scleractinia, Pocilloporidae. The record is from RefSeq and is a predicted model, not a curated record.